AUGGGCGACCUGGAGCCCGGUGGCCUCGGCCGGUAUAUGGAGCACAAGUCCAUGGUAACGGCCAUGGACAAGUUUGUCAUGAGCGACAUCAACACAGGCCCGUUCGAGCUCUGCAAGUUCAUGCACAUGGCACCUCUCAUCCAAAGUGAACGUCGAAUCGUUGACGAGGCUUUCCAGGCUUACGCCGCCAUCGCCUUAUUCUACCAGACGGAAGAGUUUCUUGCUUCCGAGCACGGCCUACCAUUCCGGUCUUCCCUGCUGUUUGACCAAGAAGAAAGAGCUAAGCGAACCCCUGAUCGAAGAAGCCAUGUCAGCAAUCCAUAUAUGCCAGCAGAGUUGUGGACAGAUCGAGAUGAGCUCCUGAGACGCAAUCAGCGAAGCAAGCUUGAUCCUGUCUACGAUAUUUACCCGAUAGAAUGGCGUAAAAGGAUACGUACCGUGGUUAUGACCUUGUACAAAGCCGGCAUCAUACAAAGUGCUUACACACCCCAAGUUAAAGGUGUUGCAACUGCCGCCGCCGAACCCAACCGCGCGCUAGAUUUCUACCUUGAUUUCCGAGCCCAAUCCAGACCUAAAUUCAAGGCUGUCUUGGCGGAUCCUACACCCUUGAAUCGCGACUACAUAGUCAAGGCGGCAAACAAGUUCGCGGCUCAGCAUGGCUCUGCCAGGUUUUCGGCGCUGCGACUGUGGUCUGCUCCGCACUUUUACCCAAUGCAAGCUAGUGGGAAUGAGACAUUCGCAGACGAUCGCGGCAGGUACUGGGCUUGGAGAUACAUGCCUAAGGACUCGCCACUCAGUGAGUGGAACACGCACAAGAUCGUGAGUGACAUGAUGGAGCAAUACAGACGGAUAUGGGGAAACCAGGUGAGAGUUGCCAGGGAUCUGAUCCUGGUCAUGGGCAAGGACGCAGACGAGUGUCGGAGGCUCAGUGAAGGGGUGACGUGGGCUACGCAGACGCGCAGGGUGUAUGAGAUGGACUUUUGGCGAAGCUUUGUAAACGUAGACGCCGGCUUCCUGGAAAGGUUGCAUCCUGUAUGGCUUUCGUAG
Molecule: messenger RNA, 1047 nt
Organism: Alternaria viburni
Lineage: Eukaryota; Fungi; Ascomycota; Dothideomycetes; Pleosporales; Pleosporaceae
Exons: 1
Coding region: 1-1047 (348 amino acids)
Source: RefSeq, a predicted model, not a curated record